This is a messenger RNA of Pantherophis guttatus, 3556 nucleotides long. RefSeq names its product polo like kinase 3 (gene PLK3). NCBI's taxonomy places the organism in Eukaryota, Metazoa, Chordata, Lepidosauria, Squamata, Colubridae. The record is from RefSeq and is a predicted model, not a curated record. Gene Ontology annotation, biological process: Golgi disassembly; mitotic spindle organization; mitotic G1/S transition checkpoint signaling. Gene Ontology annotation, cellular component: centrosome; spindle pole; cytoplasm. Gene Ontology annotation, molecular function: protein binding; ATP binding; protein serine/threonine kinase activity.
UGCUCUUCCAGAAGACGGAUGGAAUAUUUUGCAUCUCUCUUUUGUUUCAAGAGAGGCGACGGGUUCUUUAAGGGCUAAUUCCCGCCCUCUUAAAUUUGGCGGGUGGGGUUUCCUAUUCGAUGACGUCAGACUCACUCAUUGAUAAAAGUACCGGGAUUCCCUGACUGUAGGCGCAGAAAGUGUAGAUGAAACUUCCUUUGCCGGCGCGGCACGUGUCUUUGCGAGCGCUCGGGAGAAGGGCGCCGGGGCUCCUUCCCCUCCUCGUAGGGAGUGAAGAAGCCGGGCUAUCAUGGAGCCCCUUUGUUUCCCGCCUUCUCAUCCCUUCAACGACCACGUUCUGUCCUCGGAUCUGUACAAACCUUCGUUUCCCGCGAUCGAGACGCCUAAACCCACCCGUAUGGAGACAUCUAGACCGGCCGAACCCAUCCGAAUUAUUAGCGACCCAGUCACGGGCAGAUCCUACAACAAAGGCCGUCUGCUCGGCAAGGGGGGAUUUGCAAGAUGCUAUGAAGCAAUUGACCUCUCAAGCAACACAACAUAUGCCGUGAAAGUUAUCCCUCACAGCAGAGUGGCUAAACCACAUCAACGUGAGAAGAUCAUCAAUGAAAUUGAACUACACCGAGAUUUGCAUCACAAACAUAUUGUGAAGUUCUCACAUCAUUUUGAAGAUGCAGACAACAUUUAUAUUUUCCUUGAGCAUUGUAGUAGGAAAUCUUUGGCACAUAUCUGGAAGUCCCGCCAUACCCUCCUGGAGCCAGAGGUUCGGUAUUACCUCAAACAAAUAAUCUCUGCUUUGAAGUACCUCCACCUUAAAGGCAUUUUACACAGAGACCUCAAGUUGGGUAACUUUUUCAUCAAUGAAAAUAUGGAACUGAAAGUUGGUGACUUUGGUUUGGCUGCUCGCCAGGAGCCUGCAGACCAGAGAAAAAAGACUAUCUGUGGUACUCCAAACUACCUUGCUCCAGAAGUGCUGGUGCGACAAGGACAUGGGCCAGAAUCAGAUGUAUGGUCUUUGGGUUGUGUCAUGUACACUUUACUAUGUGGAAACCCGCCUUUUGAGACUUCAGAUCUCAAGGAGACCUAUCGGUGCAUCAAAUAUGUUGUAUAUACACUUCCUCCUUUCCUUUCUGUAUCGGCCAAAAACCUCCUCACUGGCAUCUUGAAACGCAAUCCGGAGGAACGCUUCACAUUGGAAGAAAUCUUGGACCAUGAGUUUUUCACGAAGGCAUAUACACCUGAUAAGCUCCCACCCAGCAGCUGCAUGAUGGCGCCCGAACUGAGCCCCCCCAACCCUGCUAAGAGCCUAUUGGUAAAGGUCACAAAGACACUCUUUAGAAAAAGAAAGUCCAGAGUUAAGAAGACUACUUCUGAAGAGAAAGAUGACAUCUCUAAGCUGGUAUCGGGCCUUGUAAAGACUUCUAUUUGUAGGCAAAUAAGUCACAAAAUGCUGGAUGGAAAUGAAGUCACUCCUGUGAAUGGUCAGAGUCCUAGCUCUAGCCCUGCAGAGACCCUAGCUGAAGAGGGUUCACAGAAGUCCAUCUUCAGAUCCAUUCGUGGGACAACAGCUAGUAGCUGUGAAGUAUUUGAAGACUGUGUCACAGCAUCAGCUCUUUUUGAAUCUGCUGUUGUGCUCCUGAAGAACUGUCUUUCUAUUAUGCCAUCAGCUGAGACGAACCCUGCUUCCCUGGCUUGCCAUGAACAUUUUGUUUGGGUGAGCAAGUGGGUGGAUUAUUCCAACAAGUACGGAUUUGGUUACCAGCUCUCCAACCACAGCAUUGGGGUCCUCUUCAAUGAUGGAACUCACAUGUCUCUCUCAGCUGACUGGAAGAAAGUGCAUUACAACCUGACAAAUAGCAAACGUUUCACCUUCCCGACUUCAGCAAUUCCCGAACAGCUACAGGAACAGAUGGGGAUUCUGCAGUACUUUGCUUCAUACAUGGAGGAGCAUCUCAUGAAGGGUGGAGAUUUGCCCAGCAUAGAAGAGACUGGACAGCUGCCCCUGCUGCUCCUACAGUGGGUGAAAACUAAUCAGGCUUUACUGAUGCUCUUCAGCAAUGGAACUUUACAGGUGAACUUUUACAACGAUCAUACGAAGUUGAUCUUCAGCAAACCUGACCACUCCUGCCUCCUUACCUACAUAAACUGUGAUAGGAAUUCCUAUACUUACAAGCUGAGCAGCAUUGCAGAACUGGGCUGUUCACCAGAACUUCAACGUCGGAUCAAGUAUAUUCUCAAACUACUGCUACAGCGAGCAGACGCUUAAGGCUGCAAGCGGAGUAGUCUCACCGGAACACUCCAUUACUCCAAGGAUGGAUACGUUAAUAGCAUAAAGGACGGCAAACUCUAGGCAUCCACAGUUGAAAGCAUUCCGAUGUCUAAUUUUCUAGAAAGGAAAACUUCAAAUCUGCACACAUGUAGCUCCGAACCACUCCUCAGGAUUCAUCCACUUCUGGAUCCCUUUCAUCAUUGUGUUUCUUGUUUUAAAAAAAAAAUGGCUUGAUGUGAAUGCUUCAGUUCACAGACGAAUGGUGUAGGGAUAGAUGCCUUAAGUUUUAUGUCUGUGCAAUCAUUGCACAAUUGGUUAUGCACAUGGUGUCACUGGGUAGAAAGGAAGGAGAAAUUACGCUCCAUACACUAUAUACAGGGUAAGGAAAGUACAAAUAUUUUUUUAUGAUGGUUUCUAGGCUUUUGGUCUAAUGCCUGAUAGCAGAUAUUUGGUAUGGAAAGUGGUGUACCAGAGCCUGAUGGAAAGAGGAGUAAAAUAUAGAAAUUGGUGGCUUUACUUGUGUUGUCUCAAGUCCUUGCAACACUACCAUCGUUUGCUCAGGAAACUGGCAUUGCACCGCUGGGAGUUGCGUUACUACCCAAGCUUCACUUGGCUCUGACUCAUGGACCAAAGCUGUGAAUUGGGUGUGGCUAUCUAGAGAAGAAAAGGCUUAUGCAAGGAAGCAGUUGUGGCAUGGCCGACUUCUCUACUGUGAAAGCAGAUAAACAGCUUCUUGUGCCAGCUAUAAUAUAGUUCUAAACAAAAAUGCUUGAGCCACUCUAGUUGGCUAGAGUGCCAAUUGCCUGUCCUCUAGAAUUGGUAGAGAAGAACUCUUCCAAAUUUGGAAGGACUAUUUAAUGGCGAGAGUUGAAUGUUCAGCCUUAAAAUCUGGAUCGAUUCAGGCUUUUAGUGUUAUUGCAAAGCACUUGAAGCUAUGAAGGAACAUGUUGGGUAAUAUAACUGUUACACUAAUUAAGCAAAUGGGACUCCUUUUUGCUGAAACUGUGAAUGACCUGUUUGCUCCAAUUUCUUGGCUGCUUUUCAGUCCAGGGUACAGCAGGAGAUCUCACAAAUUGGUACAGACUUGAACAGCUUAAAAAGAAGCUGCCCACUUGAAGUUUUGAACCUGACAGACUGUUCAGAUGUGGGGCCUACAUGGUGUGAACAUCAAAGAACUUUAUUUAUGUAUUUAUGCCAACUAUUUAUUUUGCACAUGUGUCCUAUCAAUCACGCACACCAUAUUUCCCAAAAUGCAGCAGUUUGAUUAUAAUAAACACAUUUUUAAUAAAA